Molecule: messenger RNA, 3096 nt
Organism: Hemibagrus wyckioides
Lineage: Eukaryota; Metazoa; Chordata; Actinopteri; Siluriformes; Bagridae
Gene: tent4b
Product: terminal nucleotidyltransferase 4B
Exons: 12
Coding region: 458-2587 (709 amino acids)
Biological process (GO): RNA 3'-end processing
Cellular component (GO): TRAMP complex; nucleolus
Molecular function (GO): mRNA binding; poly(A) RNA polymerase activity
Source: RefSeq, a predicted model, not a curated record
CAUUGAAGGGUCGCGAGCGAGCGCUGGAAGAGAGGAGGAGGAGGAGGAAUAGGAAUAGGGGGGGAGGAAGGGUCAGAUUGACUUCGACACAGGCGAACGCUCCUUUUCUCCGCUCGACUCUCGGUUUCGUUUCGUCCGAGUUCACCACUCGUGGACGCUGAACAAAAACUCGUCAGCACUCACGACUCGCUCCACGUUAAUGGAAUCGUACAUCGGGUUGUUUGUGUAGCGAAUCUGAAAGAAAAAACGGCUGCUGGGCAAAGUUACCUAGCUAGCAAAGCUAAGUUAGCUGGCUAGCUCUCUCUUCCUCUCUCGCGCUUUUCGUCUCUCCUUUUCCGUGUUCUAGAAGCUCGUGCGAGAGAAGAAGUGUGUCAGCGUUCACGACAACGUGUGAGCUCGGUGAGCGAAACACGCCUUGGCGUAUUAAUAUCAUUUCUUUUCAUUCUGGGGCCGUUUGAUGGAUCCUAGAAUCGCCUGGUUUCAACCAGAACAGCGCGGACCAGCUAACUGCCUGUGGAUGCAGAUUUGGGAGACGACGCAGGGCCUCGGUAAUUUGUACUUUCACGGUAACGGUAACGGCAACAGCAACACCAGCGGAGGGGCAGCGGUAGUAGUAGCAGCAGGAGGUGGUGGUGGUGGUAGUAGUAGUAGUGGUGGUGGUGGUGCUGCUGGUGGAGGAGGAGGAGGCGGAGGCGGCGGCGGAGGAGGAUAUAGCUCUAGCCCCAAGCCGAGCGGAGACGGUGCCGUAGUGGCGGACAGCAGCGCGGCUCACGACUGCGGCGAGCCGAAACACCGAGGGAUGUCUGGAGAUAUCGCCGAGCAGCGGGACUUCAUUCCGUUGGAAAGCAAUAAUGUCAUCAUCAACAACAACCACUACAACCAGCGGAGUGCGGCGGUGGCAGGCCGGGGCGGCGGCGGCGGGGGAGUGUGGAGCGGGGCGCAGGACGCCGCGGCGGCGGCGCAGCGCAACAAGCGCAAACGGGAGAACAAGGCGAGCACAUUCGGCUUCAACCAAAGCCUCGUUUAUGGCGGCUCUAACGGCACGGACGCCGACCUGUACGAGGGCACGCCGUGGAAACGGAGAAACUACUCCGGGGGAAUUGUCGGGCUCCAUGAGGAGAUCAAAGACUUCUACGAGUACAUCUCUCCACGGCCGGAGGAAGACCGGAUGAGGAUGGAAGUCGUCGACAGAAUUCAGAGAGUCAUCAAGGACCUAUGGCCCAGUGCAGAUGUCCAAGUCUUUGGCAGUUUCAGCACCGGCCUGUAUUUGCCUACAAGUGAUAUAGACCUGGUAGUGUUUGGAAACUGGGAGACGCUUCCUCUGUGGACGCUGGAGGAGGCGCUGCGCAAGAGGAACAUCGCCAAUGACCACACUAUUAAAGUGCUUGAUAAAGCAACGGUUCCGAUUAUCAAAUUGACAGACGCUCACACUGAGGUCAAAGUGGACAUCAGUUUUAACGUGCACAGCGGCGUGAAGGCUGCCAAUCUCAUCAAAGACUUCAAAAAGAAAUUCCCUGUGCUGCCGUAUCUGGUGCUGGUGCUAAAACAGUUCCUGCUGCAGAGAGAGCUGAAUGAGGUGUUUACUGGAGGCAUUGGUUCUUACAGCCUGUUUCUCAUGGCUGUCAGCUUCCUACAGCAGCACUACAGAGACGAUGUGUCCAGUCCCAACUCUAACAUGGGCGUCCUGCUCAUCGAGUUCUUCGAACUGUACGGCCGCCAUUUCAACUACCUGAAAACUGGCAUCAGGAUCAGGGAUGGCGGCUCAUACGUGGCCAAAGACGAGGUGCUGAAAGGCAUGCUGGACGGAUACAGACCAUCCAUGCUGUACAUCGAGGAUCCGCUGCAGCCUGAGAAUGAUGUGGGAAGGAGCUCAUACGGAGCCAUGCAGGUGAAACAAGCGUUCGAUUAUGCCUACGUUGUUCUGAGCCACGCCGUCUCUCCCAUCGCCAGGCACUACCCCAACAACAAAUCUGAAAGUAUACUGGGUCGAAUAAUCCGCAUCACACAGGAAGUAGCUGAGUACCGGGAUUGGAUCAACAAGCACUGGAGCGGGCAGUCACAAACUGAGCCGGCCCUCAACUGCAACGGAAAUGACGUCACCCUCCUGGUGGAGCCUCAGGAGCUGGACGAGUGUAACAACAACUUGCAUGACGAGAUCGUGGUCCUUCCUUCAGCGCCUCGGAGUAAAGCGUCCUCCAACUCCUCCUCCCCACCUCCUUCCUCACCUUCAUCACCGUCUUCAUCCUCAUCGCCCUCUCCGUCAUCCACGACGUCCAGCGAUGCAGAUUCGGACGGAACGCCGUGCAAGACGGUGAAACAGCUGCCUGGCCGGGGCUCCGGUGCUCACAGAGAUAACGCCGAGAGGAAUCUGGCCAAUCACAGAGCUCAGAGCCAUCCCAUGACCACACAAACUACAGGCCACAAAGGCAGCAAGCAGAGCCGGCAGUUCAGGCCGAGCAAAAGCUCCCCGGCGCAACAGAGCAUCUCGAACAGCAAGAGCCACCAAAGCAGCAAAACCCAUCACAGCACUCCUGGCAAGAGACGGAAAAACCAGCGGGAGGCGGCGCACGAGGACCUGUGCAGAUAGGAGGCGCUCUUUUCUUCCCAGACAUUCGCUUACUCUUACUUCCCUGACCACAAGGGGGCGCUGCCAGAGUUAUCGUGCCCCUCGUCACCCAAAUCUGGGUUUUUUUGUUGUUUUUUAAAGCAGUCAAACAAAAAACUAAAGAAAAAAAAGAAGAAAGUGUGGAAAUGGGGGCAAAUAAAUCAGGAGUGUUUUUUUUUUUUUUCCUUCCCUUUUUUCUUCCUUCCCCACUGGCUUCUUUACUGCUUGUGCUUGGUGUGGUGGAGUUUUAGGCGUCCUCUCCACCUCUCUGCCACAGAGACCCUUCUCUUAAUGGUGUGGAGGACCAAAGAGAAAAAAAAAUAAUAAAAAAGAAAGAAAAUAAAUAUAAAAAAGACUCAGAUGAGCAAUAUAUCGAAGCUUUGGACUUUAAAAAAAAAAUGACAAAAGACUGAGAUUUGAAAAACAAAAAAAAAAUUACUAUAAAUGAGCGCCGAUUUUUAAAGAUGAAAAAGAAAAGAAAAAAUAUACAA